This is a messenger RNA of Spirodela intermedia, 8051 nucleotides long. NCBI's taxonomy places the organism in Eukaryota, Viridiplantae, Streptophyta, Magnoliopsida, Alismatales, Araceae. The record is from the annotation of a GenBank genome assembly.
AUGGCGAGGAGCCAUGCGAGCGAUGGAAGUGAACGGUCCCGCCACCGGGGUGCUGACGGAGUCGUCAAGAGGAGUCAGCCGCGCCAUUCCGUGGACGCGGGAGGGCGGCCGCCGGAUCCACAGCAGCUGAUUCAAUGUGGCAUCCUCCGUGGGGGGGAGAGGAGGAAGGGGGCAUUGGUACGGAUGUGCCUGUACGUUCUGAUCGUUUUUGCCAUAGGUGGGAACGUAUUUAUGGCCAGAUGGCUAUUCAGAUCCACGGAGGAUAAUGAAACGGAGAUUAGGAGAGUUGGAGGGAGGGGAUCGCGCCCCGUCUUGAGGUUCGUGCCAGGUGAUCUAUUUCGGAGGUUCGAGGUGCAGGGCGGUCUUGAUAGGAUCCGAUCAAGACGGGCAUUCGGCAUCAGACCUCCGAGGCUGGCUGUUGUGAGUAUUCUCCUCGCUCUCUUCAGAGAGUCAUGCAUUUUUUAGGAAAGAGUCCCCUCCAUAGUUCGGUUUGGAUGUCUUGCAAGGUUACAAAGUAAUGUGUACAAAAUUGCAAGCGUUCUUUACGGACGUGAUCUCAAACUAAAAUAUUAUUCCUAAUGAUCUUUAGACAUUCUAUUGAAAUCAAAGCACGACGCUCUUUGAAAACAGUUAACCUUGGGACACGCCUAUAAAAUAAAGACAUUGAACAGUCUGGACGGCUAGAUGUUCUACGGAGAAACAUAGUACCAGAGUGCCUUGAAUGGUUUUAGACCUGUAAACCAUCGCGAUUCUGUGUCAUUCUAUCUGGAUAUAACCUAAGUUUACAUCGAUUGUCAAAAUUCAGAGAAAUUUCGUUCCAAUAAUCAGUUAAUACGGUUUUCAUGACCGCUGCAAGCCCAGGUAUAAUUGAACUCCCAAGACUCGACUCAGGCACAUGGUCCAAUAAAAUUUUCAUUUAUAUGUCUUAAGGAAAAACUGUAUAACUCUUUGUCGAGGACCUCAUUUGACUAAAAAGAAAUGCGUGAGUUUCUGGGUUUAGCAUCUAGAAAGAGCUUUAUAUCAGCCAUUUACAGUCCAGUUAUACCAACCAACCCAUACACAGCAAACAAGGCUACCCUCAGCAUAGCCAUUUUCGACAAAUACUCUUUUAACUUUUGAGUGUUGAAAUUGGAAAACAUAACGUGCAUGCUAGAGCUCCUUAGCCCAUGGUCUUGCCAACUGAAUCGACGACAUAGUUUGAAUGCUCGAAAAUAUUCUUCAUCAAUUAGGUGAUGAAUGAUAUGGUUGUCACAUUUGAGUAUCAUAUAGAUCAUUUUUUCAAUGAUGUUUUGGCAUUAAUUUAUGGACGUUAUCGUAUUGUUCCAGGAUUAUCUUUUGCACUAGAUAUUCGUCGAGUGCUCCUUAUCCUUGCUAUGAGGCUUCUUUAAUUUGUAUUAGGUGGACGUAUGUUUACCUUUAUUUUCCUAAAUACUGCUCGUUUUCAGGUCUUAGGGCGAACACAGAAAGAUCCAACAUCUGUAUUGCUGUUUACUGUGUCCAAAGGUCUUCAAGAGAUUGGCUACCACUUGACAGUAAGUUAAUCAGUCUAUAUAAUGAAGAUAGUAUCUCGCGGUAGAUUUUUCGUACAUCCGAAUCCCUUCUCAUCCAUAUCAAAAUGUUCUACCACAUGCACAAAGCCCCCCCCCCUCCCUUUCUGGGUCUUACCUUGUGCUGCUCGUAAUACCGCUCCUUUCGCUCACUCCGACAUUGCAGUUUUCCAGGUUGAAUAGUUUCGCAACUAUUCAUUGUACCUAGCAUCUUUAAUAUCCAUGAAUUAAAAUUAAAUAUCCUCGUGUGAAACUUGCCAUGUGUUUUUCUUUAUUUACUUGUUAGAGGUCUACUAUCAAAUAGUUUUAUCUUAGUGAUUUUCUUGGGUCAGCAUGCAUACCACAACUUUGAGUCCCCAUCAAUUAGGAGUAAAUUCUUGGGUGUCAGAGCUUUUAAUGAUCCCCACCCAGGGUCCAGAAAUUAUCUCCAUUUUUUUCCCCUCCGAAAAUAGACUUCGUCACAAGUUUCCUUCUGGCAUUUGACCUCUGGGUUCAUGCUCUAGACCCAACUGUUAUUCCAGAAUGCCUAUCCAUCAGAGUUACGUUCCCACGUACAGAUGAUGGAUUCAUCCACUGUACCGUAACUCAUGUGGUCCCGGUUAAGGUUCUUAACACUCCAUUAUGAAUUUACGAUGUGAGAGUAUAUGAGAACCACAAACAUAAGUAUAUGGAGUGCGGUGCACACAAUUAAUUGAAGCGAAAAGAUAUGGAAAACAUACAGCACCUUAAUUUUGGAAAAAUAAUUAUAGAUUUUCCCAGAUGAGAAACUCAAAUUUCUUUCUGAAAACAUCUGUGGACAAAAUUUCCUUCAAGGAGAGCCGGAAUCCUAUGUGGCUAGUGCUGACCUUCCGAUCGUGAUCUUUUUUGGAUUAACUGUACUUUUUUUCUCAUUGUUUGAGAUUAUUUUUGAAUAAUUAUGUGAUGAAUUUUUAAAACAGAUUUUUGCAUUUGAAGAUGGGGAUGCUCUCCCAUGCUGGGAAGAAAUUGGAGGAAAUAUUUCUAUGUUAGGCAGCGACUACAUUACUGACUGGUCAAUGUAUGCUCUACGAUGCCAUUCCGUUCUCUAGCUUCUAGUGAUCUCACUACUGGAACAGAAGAAUCCCCUUAUAUCUGUUGUUCCAUUUUGGUGUUUAUGUCUCGUACAAUAAUAUUCACGUGGUGUAUCUUCCUAUAGUUUUGAAGGUGUCAUUCUAUGCUCUGCUGAAGCUGGCGUAGCCAUUCCGAGGUACUCUCGUACUCUUGUCGUAAUGUGUAUCCAGUUAUUUUGUGAACGCAGACAACUAAAUUGCCUCACCUUCUCUUUGCUCUCAGAGGAUGAUUUCUUGUGGUACCUGUUCAAAGUUAAUGUGAUGCAAGAAGAACAUUGAAUUUUAGAAAUGGAAAUUAUUUUUUUGAAAUUUUUGAAAUGGUAAAAUACAAUUUUUAAACAAUAAUUUAAUUUAGGUCAAUUUUAAUUACUGAAAGUUCUUAAACUGAACUCCGCUUUCAAUAUAAAACUCGAAUCAUGAAAUUUUGAUUUAUUUCAAGUUUUUUUGUUAUAACUCUAGUUCAAAUUUUUAGAGAUUUUAUUUCAUCUUUGAGCGUGUGAUUCUAGGAUUAUGGGGACACUCAAAAUUUUAUUGUUCAUUUUUAAAAAUAUUUAAAAUUAGGUUUACGGGGACUGCCUCACAUUUCUUGCUCCUGUAUUAAGGUUUCUACUUUUCUAUCAGGCUUUAACAUUUUUUCUGUAAACCAGGGAUUAAUGUUUUUGGAAAAAGUGAUAUGGAAUCCACUUCUUUGUGGAUUAUUUUUCAAGGAAAAGUAUAUUUUCUGCUGCGUAACAUUUAUUCAAAAGUUAAGCCGUUGAAUUUUUCUUAUUGGGUGCAUUCUCAUGCAUGAACCUUUUCAUUCUGUGCCGGUGAUAUGAAUUAUUGAACUUGUCUUAUUGAGUGCAGGCUCAUUCAUGUACAUCGUCAUUAUGUGCUGGUGAUAUGAAUUAUUGAACUUGUCUUAUUGAGUGCAGGCUCAUUCAUGUACAUCGUCAUUAUGUGCUGGUGAUCCUCCGGAAUAUUGAAUUUGUCUUAUUGAGUUCAGUCUCAUUGCAUGAACCUUUUCAUUCUGUGCCGGUGAUCUGGAAUAUUGAAUCUGUCGUAUAAUCUGCAGUCUCAUGCAUGAACCUUUUCAUUCUGUGCCGGUGAUUUGGAUUAUUGAAUUUGUCUUAUUGGUUGCAGUCUCAUGCAUGAACCUUUUCAUUCUGUGCCGGUGAUUUGGAUUAUUCAAGAAGACACACUUGGAGAACGUCUUUCAAUGUAUUCAGAUCUGUCCUGGGAGAAUAUUAUUUCUGCGUGGAGAAGAGCUUUCAGCAGGGGUUAUGUUGUGGUGUUUCCGGAUUUUUCUCUUCCCGUUAGUGCGCUGUGCCCAUUUUGUCAUAUUUACUGAUGCAAAGAAUUUACCUCACGACGAGAAGCUUACAGUGACCUUUUAUCUGUACGGGUUUUUUGUCCAUACCAGCUCUUGUACUCGACACUUGACACGGGUAACUUCUUCGUGGUGCCUGGUUCUCCUGUUGACGUCUGGGCUGCAGAAAGUUAUGGCAGAUCACACUCCAAGAACCAGUUAAGAAAAAAUAAAGGAAUCCAGGAAGAUCACGUGGUUAUUGUAGUCGUUGGAAGCUAUUUCAUGUAUGAUGAUGCCCCGUGGGAUUAUGUAGCUAUUGCACAACUAAUCGGAUCACAGUUGAUGGAACUUUCAAGAACACUGGAUUUGGAGGAAUCGUUCCAAGUUAUAUUUUUGUCUGGAAAUUCCACAGCAGAGGGGGGAUAUUCUUUACAGGUACUGGCUCGUGCACCAGCUAUUCACAUUUACUUCAAACAAAGAUCCAGCCAUUUCCGUACCAUACACGAAUGCAGAUUUCUCGAUUAACUUUUCGGAUGACUAAAUCUAUAGAGAUUUCGUCUUCUUUUGUCUUUUCUCUGUUUUUGAACUGCUAGGGCUUCCUGUUGAUCACUUUUUUUUACGAAGAAUGAUAAAUAAAAAAAUCCCGCUGAUGAAAGAGAAACUAACAUUUAAAUGUCUAUUUAUAUGGAAAUUCAUGCUGCCAUCUGUCAGAUGACUAGUUCGUCAUGUUGCCUUGCCGGCUGGUGAUCUCCCCACUUGAUUCUUUACUUUCGAAUUGAUUUUUCACUUCUUUUUUUUUAACCUAGGUAAGAUGUCUUUCCAUACGAUGAUUCGUUUUAUGUUCUUAAUUAUCCGUUGCAUUCAUGCUCCCUGAAUGAUUUUCACGCUCACUCUAAGAAUUUUAGUGGCCAGUAGACGUUCUUGGAGUUCUUGUUUUAGACCAUUCCUUCAAACCCUUAUUAUCCCUUACUUCGCAAAGGUAGCGUCACACUUAUAUUUGUUAUAAGCUAUCAUUAAAUCUGUGAAAUGUUUUGUUUCCUGUUUUGCAUGUUAAAUAGUUAAGCUAUUAUGGAAGGAACGGAGUACAAUGAGAACAUGAUCCAAACAUAUCAACAACAUGAAACACAUUCCCUGCAUUCUUUUCUAGCCCUCAAACAAGAUGCUGAACCUUUCCAAAUAUAGUAGGGUAGCCGGCUUUGUCAAUGUGCGUGCUUUUAGACCAUUCUUUCACAUGCAUUAUUGCUUAAUUGAUGAUAUUUUGUUAGAGGGUUAUUCCAAUAUCGUUGGAAUACUGUGUACAUCUUCACCCGGAGUUGUUUGAGUUUUUCUCCGACGUCACAAGCUCUCACUGUAUCUCUUAGCUUCUCCGUGUUUUUUGGUGACCUGUGAGGAAUCUGUCCCCCGUGAGACCCUUCUUUCUUGUCUAUGUUGCCCUUUCUUUUUUUCAAUCAGGACGGUGUUAGUGAUCCACAUAUCGUUCAUUUAACGACCUUCGGUCAGCAUGAGAUCCCUACGAGUUCCGUGAUGCUGUUAUCUGAGUGAAACACAUGAGCUGCUUGAUAAUUAUGUCAACUUGCUAUUUUGAGCAGGACGUGGCAUCACGCUGGGGAUUUCCUGAUGGUUUUGUCAAACACUACGGUUUCGACGGGGAUGCCGAUGGAGUGUUGUUAAUGGCCGACGUUGUCAUUUACGGGUCCAUGCACGAUGAGCAGAGUUUUCCUCCGCUGUUGGUCCGCGCCAUGUCCCUCGGAAUCCCUAUAAUUGCCCCAGAUUUGCCAAUAAUAGAUAAAUACGUAAGCUCAUCGCCAUUUUUUGAUCAUCGGAUGACGGCAUCACAGUCUUCUGUCUGACAAACGUUUACCCGCUUCUGCAGAUCACCAACGGUGUCGACGGCCUUAUUUUCCACGCUCGCGAUCCUCAGUCGCUUAAGGAUGCUCUCCGGCGAGCGAUAAAUGGUUUGAGUUUCUACGAGAUGGAGCGCAAUACUGCCAUUUCUGGGAAGAAACUCUCGAAGAACAUGCUGGCCUGGGAUUGCAUCGCUGGUUAUGCCAAGGUUCUUGAGAAUGUGAUUCAGUUUCCAUCAGACGCACUUCUCCCCAGCCCUGCCACCGAAGCCCGACAGCGAGUCUGGGAGUGGAGAUUAUUAGGGGAGCGGCACGAGUCCCUCGCUGACGAUGGUUAUGGGUCGAGGUGGACAUCCAGCAUCUUGGACGACAUUGGGGCCGACAUCGAUGAUCCGACCUUCGAAGAGAAUCCUCCCUCUGGGAACAGCGAGCUUAGUGACUCAGACUGGGCUGACGUCAGGGAAAUGGAGCUCUCUGAAGAUGCCGAGAGGCGAGAAGCGGAGGAGGUAUGAUGAUCCCACUUUCUCUCUCUUUCUUCCUUCACAAGUGCCUCUGGGUGAGUGACCUCUGUAUCGUUGUCUCAGCUCGCCGAGAGGACUGAGAGACCUUCAGAAUCAUGGGGAGACGCAUACGUCAUAGCCCAAGGAGUUGCCAAAACCAGGUUUGAGGUUAAUGAGAGAGAUGAAGGAGAAUUGGAACGAGUAGGGAGGCAUCUUUGCAUUUACGAAACUUACGGCGGAGCUGGUGCGUGGCCAUUUCUACACCGCGGUGCUCUGUACCGGGGUUUAAGCCUCGUAAGUUUAAUACCAACCUUGUCAUUUACUAGCACGGAUAAAGUUUCACGGCAUAAAAUAUCUCUCUCUCUCUUUCUCUGUUUCUCUCUUUUGGAUCCAUUUAUGGAAUAUCCUUUUGUAUAGUCUGAAGAGGGGAGUGAGUUCAGAUUCGACGAUGUCCCGGCGAUGCACCGUCUUCCCCUCCUGAACGACGCACGCUACAAGGAUCUUCUCUGCGAAUUUGGCGGCAUGCUGGCCAUUGCCAACAAAGUGGACAGCAUCCACAAGACGCCGUGGAUUGGGUUCCAGUCAUGGCGUGCCGCAGGGCGGAAGGUGAGUGAUGAUGACCCCGCCCUCCAGGUUGAGAUGUACGAAGAAAUCACCGGAAGAAGAUCAUCUCCUUUUAGUUCGCUGUCUUCACCUGUGGGAGAAUAAUGGCGUCGUCCUCUCUCUCUCUCUCGCUAAGCAGGUGUCCUUAUCUGCUGGGGCCGAGGAGGCACUGACUGAUGCCAUGCGAACGGAUACCAGAGGAGACGUUUUCUACUUCUGGGCCAAGCUAGAUUUGGAGGCCCCGGGGACCAGGCAUCUCGAUUUCUGGUCGACAUGUGACAUCUUGAACAACGGGCACUGCAGGUCUCUAUCUCUACCUCUUCCUGUCCCAUUUCAUGACCAUAUAUAGACAUAUAUUUACAUAUAUAUAUGCCCACUGUGGUGCAGGGAUGUUUUUCAAGACUCCUUUAGGCGAAUGUACGACUUACCCAGUGGGGUACCCGCCCUCCCGCCGAUGCCCCCCACCGGCGAGUGGUCUGGGCUCCACAGCUGGGUGAUGCCCACCCCUUCCUUCAUGGAGUUCGUCCUCUUCUCCAGGUGAGUCUCUACGAUCGACAGACAUCCUGCAACUAGCUAGCCUCUCGAUUGACGACUAUUCCCUCUCCAGAAUGUUCUUGGACUCGUUGGACGCCUCCAUUGCCAACUUCUCCGGCGGCGUCGACCCCUGCCUUCUCGGAUCGUCAACGCCAGAGGUAUUAAAAAAGACGGUCCCUUUGACUACUUUUUUAAAGUCGGUCUUCACAUCCCACCCGUCAACCAUCCGCGUCUUGUGCUCAAUGCUGCUCCAGAAGGAGCACUGCUUCUGCCGCGUGCUGGAGCUACUGGUCAACGUCUGGGCUUACCACAGCGCGAGGACGAUGAUCCACCUUGAUCCGUUGACCGGAGAACUCCGGGAGCAGCACCCGGUGCGGCUGCGGCGGCGGGGUCUGAUGUGGGUGCGGUUCUUCAACUCGUCUCUGCUAAAGGAUAUGGACGAGGACUGGGCGGAGUCAGCGGCGGACGGGGAGCCGCCACGUAGGGGGUGGCUGUGGCCGCUGACGGGGGAGGUGUACGGCCCCCUCGUCCGGGACAGGGAGAGGGAGGCCGCCUACAGGCAGGAGAAGAGAAGGCUUCGUAAGGACAAGCAGGAGCUUCUCCGCAGGCGCACGCACGGCCGCUAUCAGAGACCUCUCGGCCAGUGA